CACUACGCACUAUAUGUUUAACCGCACACUUUCUUCAUCAAGAUCUCUGACAACAAUAUCCACCUUAUGCAUUAAUUUUCCUUCUAAAAACAAAACUCAUCACUCUAUACCAAUAUUAUUUCCAGUAACUCAGAAAAUCUCCUCCAAAUAUUUUCCCAAUAAUAACUUGUUUGUAAGAAUGGCUUCCGGUGAACAGAAAUUCCCACCACAAAAACAAGACACACAACCUGGGAAAGAACAUGUUAUGGAUCCAUUACCCCAAUUCACUAGCCCUGAUUACAUGCCAUCAAAUAAACUUCAAGGAAAGAUUGCUGUAAUAACAGGGGGUGAUUCAGGGAUUGGAAGAGCAGUGUGCAAUUUAUUUUCCUUAGAAGGUGCUACGGUGGCAUUCACAUAUGUGAAGGGGGAUGAAGACAAGGACACAAGGGACACGCUAGAAAUAAUCAAGAAUGGCAAGAGUACGGAUGCGAAGGAUCCAAUGGCUGUGGCAGCUGACUUGGGUUUUGAUGAGAAUUGCAAGAGAGUUGUGGAUGAGGUUGUCAAUGCAUAUGGUCGCAUUGACAUUCUCGUCAACAAUGCAGCUGAGCAAUAUGAGUGCUCAUCAGUGGAGGAGAUUGAUGAGCCAAGGCUUGAGAGGGUGUUCCGGACAAAUAUCUUCUCCUAUUUCUUCAUGACAAGGCAUGCACUGAAGCAUAUGAAGGAAGGUAGCAGUAUUAUUAACACAACAUCGGUGAAUGCAUACAAGGGAAACGCAAAACUACUGGACUAUACAUCAACCAAGGGUGCAAUUGUGGCAUUUACAAGGGGCCUAUCCCUUCAGCUGGUGAGCAAGGGAAUAAGGGUGAAUGGGGUGGCACCUGGACCCAUAUGGACUCCAUUAAUACCAGCAUCUUUCCAGGAGGAAGAAACUGCUCAAUUUGGUGGACAGGUUCCUAUGAACAGAGCUGGCCAGCCUAUUGAGGUUGCUCCCUCUUAUGUCUUUCUUGCCUCCAAUCAAUGCUCCUCUUAUUUUACUGGACAAGUCCUUCACCCCAAUGGUGGAACCGUUGUUAAUGGCUGAACAAAAAUAACAAUAGGGUAGUAAAGUAGUAUGGUACAAAAUGUGUAACUCUCUCUCAAGUCUGAGCCCCUCUGAAAUUGUUAGAGAUGGGGUUUGGGAGGAUUUUUUUAUUUCAUGUAGAAACCUAAGCAAAUAAUAUGUAUUUUUUGAAGAAAUGCAUGUAAAAGUAAAUGCAGAUCAUUAUGUAUUAAGACCAAAAUACCUCUUGACUCUUGUUAAUACUCAGAAAAUGAGGGACGAAAAUAUGUCUAUUCCUCAAAA
Cicer arietinum (chickpea) is the source of this 1321-nucleotide messenger RNA. Its product is annotated as NADPH-dependent aldehyde reductase 1, chloroplastic-like. The record is from RefSeq and is a predicted model, not a curated record. Gene Ontology annotation, molecular function: oxidoreductase activity. Lineage: Eukaryota; Viridiplantae; Streptophyta; Magnoliopsida; Fabales; Fabaceae.